ACGACUCUAAUUUUAGGUCACGGACAUUUUGUGUCCAAGGUCCGCCGAACAAUUCGUCGUCUCGGUACCCCGAAAUCAUACCCCUACGUAGAUCCCUUCUUUUAAACGGAACGAGCAUGGAAUCAUUCACGAUUCGGACGCCGUGCUCGUCGGCCAACAUCGGACCCGGUUUCGAUGUCAUCGGCCUAGCCCUGUCUAUCUAUCUUGAGCUGCGCGUCACCAUCGAUCGCACCAAGUCUUCGUCUCAAGAGCCGCUUAACUGUCGUAUCACGUAUGAAGGCCAAGGCGAAGAUUCAGAUGAUGUACCGCUAGAUCCGUCCGCAAAUCUAAUCACUCGAGUUGCGCUGUAUGUUCUGCGGUGCCAUGACCAACGAGCGUUCCCUGUUGAGACUCACGUGCACAUCAUUAACCCCAUCCCAUUGGGUCGUGGUCUUGGCUCCUCUGGUGCAGCCGUUGUUGCCGGCGUAAUGCUAGGCAAGGAAGUUGGAGGCCUGCAUCAUCUAACUAACGAUCGGCUUUUUGACUUCUGUCUCAUGAUCGAGCGCCAUCCUGACAACGUGGGCGCUGCUCUGUUUGGUGGAUUUGUAGGGACGUACCUAAAGCCGUUGACGCCCGAGGACGUUGCGCGUGUCGAGAUCCCACUUAGUGAAGUACUUCCUGCGCCAGCGGGUGGUCUUGACACGGGUGAGCGACCGCCGGAACCGCCGCACGGUAUUGGCCACCAUAUCAAGUUCCCCUGGUCCAAGGAGAUCAAGGCUAUCGCCAUUGUGCCCAACUUUCAGGUGCCUACAGCCAAGGCACGAGAGGUACUUCCGAAAGAGUACCCACGACAGGAUGUUACCUUCAACCUGCAGCGAAUAGCGUUGCUACCUGUUGCGUUGGGACAAUCGCCUCCGGACCCGGAUCUCAUCUAUCUCGCCAUGCAAGACAAGUUGCACCAGCAGUACAGACAGACAUUGAUCCCUGGGUUAGGUGAGAUCGUUGAGUCCAUGUCACCAAGCACUCAGGAGGGGUUGUUAGGAGUCUGCUUAUCGGGCGCCGGACCUACGAUCCUAGCAUUGGCUACUAGUAACUUCGAGCAGAUUGCCGAGAAGAUCAUAAGCAGGUUUACGAAGGAAAACAUCGAUUGCCAAUGGCUAAUCCUGGAGCCAGCCGAGGGUACCAAGGUUAUUCGGGCAUGAGGGUCAAGCUGAUGAGCACGUGAGCUUUAAAUCGAUACCCGUGUGACUACACGUCAUAGUCUUAUAUAGACCAACGAACGGCUGAGGUCGACUUCGGAUCUUGGGAAACAUCCCCGAAUUAAGCUUAUUUUAACUGAAAGACUAGCGGCGGGUUAGGAGAUAUUGGGCCUCUGGAUAGACGACUGCGACUAAAAAUAGACAAAUUAGUUUCGCCGAUGAGUACGGUUGGUUGGUUGUUGUUGUUGUUGUAUAAGUUGUAUAAGUGCUCUUCUUUUUUUUUUUUUAAC
Messenger RNA from Daldinia loculata, 1468 nucleotides. Its product is annotated as homoserine kinase. The record is from RefSeq and is a predicted model, not a curated record. Lineage: Eukaryota; Fungi; Ascomycota; Sordariomycetes; Xylariales; Hypoxylaceae. Gene Ontology annotation, biological process: L-threonine metabolic process. The coding region runs from base 117 to 1181 and encodes 354 amino acids. The transcript is spliced from 3 exons. Gene Ontology annotation, molecular function: ATP binding; homoserine kinase activity.